Molecule: messenger RNA, 1023 nt
Organism: Nannizzia gypsea CBS 118893
Lineage: Eukaryota; Fungi; Ascomycota; Eurotiomycetes; Onygenales; Arthrodermataceae
Product: flavonol synthase/flavanone 3-hydroxylase
Exons: 2
Coding region: 1-1023 (340 amino acids)
Molecular function (GO): dioxygenase activity
Source: RefSeq, a predicted model, not a curated record
AUGAGCCAGAUUCCAGUUGUCGACUUUGCGCCGUUCCGCAGAGGAAGCGCAGAGGAUGCAAAGGCCACAGGUAAGAAGAUCUUCGAGGCCUUUCGAGAUGUUGGGUUCGUCUACCUGAAGAACCACGGCGUCCCACAGGAGGUUGUCGAUGAGGCGUUUUCGUGGAGCAAAAAACUGUUCGAUCUUCCACAGUCUGAGAAGGAAAAAGCGCCUCACCCGCCAGAGGGAUGGUGGCAUCGAGGCUACUCAGGCGUAGGUCGUGAAAAGUUGAGCCAGAUGGUGUUCGACAGAGACGCCGUUGGUGAGCUCCGCAAGAUCCCUGACGUUAAGGAGUCGUUCGAGAUGGGGCGAGAGGAUGACGAGAGCAUUCCCAACAUCUGGCUGCCAGAGUCAACCAUCCCUGGGUUCCGCGCGUUCUUCAACAGCUUUUACGAGAUCAACCAUGGCGUUGGACAGGAGAUCUUGUGCGCGGUGGCGAUAGGGAUGGGGCUGGAAAGAGACUUUUUCGAAUCAUACCACACGAUGAAAGACAACCAAAUCAGGCUGCUUCACUACCCGCCCGUGGAAGAGGAGAUGCUUCUUCAGGGCAAAAAGGAGCGCAUAGCAGCUCACACUGACUUUGCCACAAUGACUCUCCUUUUUCAAGACGAUGUUGGUGGGCUGGAAGUCGAAGAUGUCCACCAAAAAGGGGUGUUUAAUCCUGUCCCAUACAUCCCCGGCACCAUCGUGGUAAACAUCGGAGACUUCCUGAUGAGGUGGAGUAAUGAUACCCUUCGGUCGACGAUGCACCGCGUUCGAGCUCCGCCGGCAGCAAAGGUGGAUGGUAACGGCAAGGAAGAGGAUGAAGGCUCUAGUGCUCAACGAAUGAGUCGGGCCCGAUAUUCGAUUCCCUAUUUCAUUGCUGCGAAUAAGGAGAAGGUGAUUGAUUGUCUACCUGGCUGCUAUGGCCCGGAGAGGCCCAAGAAGUAUAAACCAAUUACUUCGGGCGAGUAUGUUGCCAUGAGGCUGAAUGCCAUCUCUUAA